UCCCUCCCCCUGACACCUUCCUUGACCCAGUGCAGAGCACUUGGCGUCGCCUCCUCUUUCAGCUCUAACUUCCGUCUCAUCAUUGCUCUGGGCACCAGCUGCCUCUUGGCUGGCGGUGCUCUCACACUGGACUGAUCUGGCCUUACUGACAUCAAAUUCAGGUCGUACGGGGAGAAACGAGUGUGACUUUAUAAGGUGUGAUUGAGAGACGCUGGCCUGUUGCCAAUCUCCGCUUGAUCACAGGCCAGAAGUAGAGUAGUGCAAGAAGAGUAGUAUAAAAAUGAAAAAAACAUCAACAUGUGCAUUGAACGUGGCAAGAAAAGAAUAAGGGCUACUAUCACGAUUACUUGAGUUUAGGAUUUUACACUUAGGAGGGAAACUUAGAUGAAACUCUUAUUUCUUGGUUCUAAUAAGCAUCUCUCCUUGGGGACUGGAAAUUUUCAAAACAGGAGUCCUUUGAAGAAACAUGUGCUUCUCAACUCAACCCCAGGCUCUCCUUUAUAUGAAAAACUCUUAAGGAUACGAGCAGAAAAGAAGCAGAUUAAACUGAAAGCUCAUCUGCAGCUCAGAAAAAUAAAGACAUGGAGUUUUGAGGAGUGAAAGUAGCAUGGUGUCAGCCAUGGGUGAUCAAGACACAGCCAGAUAAUGUGGAUCACUUUCUUCAGACUACGACUUUUCUGCUGUCUGCUUGCACUGUUGAUGGUGGUGGUGCUGGUCAUCAAUGUUACUCAGGUAGAGUACCUGGACCAUGAAACUGUUUCAGCCACAUUUGUCGACAGUAGUGGACAGCUUGUUUCCUCCCAGGUGACAGGAAUUAGCCGGAAUCCUUACUGUGGCUAUGAGCACCAGACUCUGUCCAGCCGGGAGCGCAUGGAGGAGGACUCCUUACUGGCUGCCUCACAGUGGCAGGUGCCUGAUGUGGGCCCAGUCCCCUUUUUGAAGAGCAGUGACCCUUCUUCCAGCUACUUUGUCAUCUUGAACUCUGCAGCCUUCUUCAAAGUGGGAAGCCAGCUAGAGGUGCUGGUUCAUAUACAGGAUUUUCAAAGAAAGCCCAAGAAGUAUGGUGGAGACUACCUGCAGGCCAGAAUCCACUCCCCGAAGCUGCGGGCAGGGGCCGUGGGCAGAGUGGUGGACUACCAGAAUGGGUUUUACAAGGUCUUUUUCACUUUGCUCUGGCCAGGCAAAGUCAAAGUGUCCAUAACUCUGGUCCACCCCAGUGAGGGAAUCAGAGUUCUUCAGCACCUACAAGAAGAGAAACCAGACAGGGUCUAUUUCAAGAGUCUCUUUCGUUCAGGAAAAAUUUCUGAAACUACCGAGUGCAAUGUGUGUCUUCCUAGGAGUCUGCCCCUGUGUAACUUUACAGACCUCUACACCGGAGAACCCUGGUUCUGCUUCAAACCAAAGAAGCUCCCGUGCAGCAGCAGAAUCAACCAUUUCAAAGGCGGGUACCUGAAGGGACUCCUGACUGCUGCAGAGAGUGCUUUCUUCCAGAGUGAUGUCAAUAUCAAAAUGCCAAUCAACUCCAGUGGACCUGAUUUGGUGACCGUGAUUCCCAAGAGAAUAAAAGAAACGAGCAACCUAGAACUAUCUCAAGGCUCCGGAACUUUUCCUUCUGGGUAUUAUUACAAAGAUCAAUGGAGGCCUAGAAAGUUUAAGAUGCGCCAGUUUAACGACCCUGACAAUAUUACAGAUUGCUUACAAAGAAAAGUGGUGUAUUUAUUUGGUGACUCAACAAUCAGGCAAUGGUUUGAAUACCUAACUACAUUUGUUCCAGAUUUAGUGGAGUUUAACUUGGGUAGUCCCAAGAAUGUGGGUCCCUUCCUUGCGGUGGACCAGAAGCACAAUAUUCUGCUGAAAUACCGCUGCCACGGUCCACCGAUCCGCUUCACGACUGUCUUUAGCAGUGAGCUCCGUUAUGUGGCGAAUGAGCUGAAUGGCAUCGUGGGAGGGAAGAACACAGUGGUUGCCAUAGCGGUGUGGUCUCAUUUCAGCACCUUCCCCUUGGAAGUGUAUAUCCGGCGGCUCAGAAACAUCCGCCGAGCAGUGGUCCAGCUCUUGGAUCGAAGCCCUAAGACCGUGAUAGUCAUCCGGACAGCUAACGCCCAAGAACUGGGGCCUGAGGUGAGCCUUUUCAACAGUGACUGGUACAACUUUCAGCUGGACACCAUCCUUCGGAAGAUGUUCUCAGGGAUUGGAGUAUAUCUCGUCGAUGCCUGGGAGAUGACCCUGGCCCAUUAUCUACCCCACAAGCUACAUCCAGAUGAAGUUAUUGUGAAGAACCAACUAGACAUGUUCUUGUCCUUUGUAUGCCCCUUGGAGACCUAGCCUGCCCUGGAGGGGACUGGAAGAAUCACUUUCAGUGACCUUCUACAUCACCUGCAUUACUGAAAGUUUAUGGGUGGCUCUAUGGGAAGAUGGCUACAUUGUUAUGCAGAACGCUUCAAAAAGAGCUGGACUGUGUGUAAUGAUUAGUAAGGAGCUUAGAAAAUACAGAUUACAUUAUAGUUACCUAUAAGAUGUUCUCCAAUCUUGACUUAGCCAUGGGAGAACCAUUAUUAACAGCUUCCACACACUGUAUUGCCAUUGUAACCAAAGAAGUUAAUGAGUGUGUUUGAACUAGCUUCUCCUGGGAGAGGAUAUUACUGUGCUAGAAAGUGUGAAAAAUGUUCUGACCUAAAUGGAACGGACUAGUUUGCCUGGCAGUGAAGUAUUUGUAGCUCAUCUGGAAAGGGAAAUUGACUAUAUCUGCAUGAACAGUGCAGUUAGUGCAUCUUCAGCAGGUGAACUAACAAGGCUUGUAGUUGGUGGCUCCUGUAACACACUGAAGCCUGCCGUGUCUCAGGAGUUUCUCUUGAUCUACUUUUUCUGAAUUACUUGAAAAGACCAGUGUACUUGGUCAGAAUUCUAGUGAGAAUAUGUACAAUGUCCUGCUUUUAUCUAGAAAAGGAGCAAAAGGGAGAUACGAAAGCCGUAUGUGUAAAAAUCUCCGUGUUCAAUUGGUAUUUGCAUUGGGUGAUUGUUAUUUAUUUGAGCUAAAUUUUACAUGACGAAUACUUAUUCUAAAAUAACCACUUUUGAAACUGGAAGGGUGAAAUCUGUAAAUGGAAAUUUAUUUUUGUGUUCUGAAGUUAGGGUUUUAAGAAUUGACUUUUAUGUAAAGAAUGCUAUUUAUUAUAAAGAUGUGGAAAUUGUUUCCAUCUGUUUCAAGUAUUUCUUUUUUGGUUUUUAUUUUGAGUUGCAUACCAAAAUUAGAAAUUAAAGUUAGAUAUUGAAAUCUAUGAUGGGUAUUUUUUGACUCGGGUAAAGGUACACACAUUUCUCUCAUUCUUGGAAGUAAAAAGCUGCUAUUCCUACUGGCUAUCUUAAAAUAAAUUUUACUUGACUGUCUUUUAA
Molecule: messenger RNA, 3393 nt
Organism: Pteropus alecto (black flying fox)
Lineage: Eukaryota; Metazoa; Chordata; Mammalia; Chiroptera; Pteropodidae
Gene: NXPE3
Product: neurexophilin and PC-esterase domain family member 3
Exons: 7
Coding region: 646-2325 (559 amino acids)
Source: RefSeq, a predicted model, not a curated record